This is a messenger RNA of Paramacrobiotus metropolitanus, 1984 nucleotides long. RefSeq names its product transmembrane protease serine 11D-like. The record is from RefSeq and is a predicted model, not a curated record. The transcript is spliced from 10 exons. Gene Ontology annotation, molecular function: serine-type endopeptidase activity. Gene Ontology annotation, biological process: proteolysis. Bases 105 to 1790 code for a protein of 561 amino acids. Lineage: Eukaryota; Metazoa; Tardigrada; Eutardigrada; Parachela; Macrobiotidae.
CUAAUUUUUGUGGCAACGUUGCUGGACUAUAUAAAGAACAUAUUUAUCAGCAACAGCAGCAUCCAUUUUCUUUUCUCCGCUACGGAAUUAUUACCUCUGCAAACAUGUUGACCAUUGCCGCUGUUCUACUGGCUGCGGCCGUUGCCGUCAACGGGCAAAGUUGCGGUGGCUCCAUCACCGUUGGUGAAGGCUCUCCAGUCCUCAUUCAGUCACCCAAUUAUCCCGACCAGUAUCCCAACAACGCCCAGUGCACAUGGAGUGUGCGUGGAGUUGCCGGAAAGGGACUUGAGUUCAGCUCCAUCGCCUUCAACCUGGAAGGUGGCUCGUGCACAUACGAUGCCCUGACCAUUGGAUCUCAAUCGUUCUGUGGCACCAGUGGCCCGAAUAACUUCGUUACCGGUGCCUCUGUGACCGUCUCUUUCCGCACGGACGGCAGUGUCCAGUACUCUGGUUUCCAAGUGGCCAUCCGGGUUACCGACGGAGCUCCCCCCAGCAGCGCUUGCGGAGGUGAUGUUACCGUGGAGGAUGGAAAGACCUCCUAUAUCACGUCGCCUGGCUUCCCUGGCCAGUACCCCAACAACGCCGACUGCACCUGGACCAUCAGUGGCCCGGCUGGAAAGGCUCUGCAGUUCAACACCGUCAGCUUCGACACCGAAAGCAACUACGACUACCUGGCCCUCAGCGAAGUGGUCAACGGUGCCCUCACUGAAUUCUCCCGCUCCUCCGGCAGUGGACCCAGCAAAGUGCGCAGCCGCACCGGCGAAAUUACCGCUGUUUUCCGAUCUGACAGCAGCGUCCAGCGAGCUGGAUUCAACGUCUCCAUCAAAGUCGAGUUCUGCGCUCCGGGUACCAGCCUGUGUCCCGGCAGUGAGACGCACUGCGUCGCCCCUUCGGCCUACUGCAACAACGUCGCCGACGAAUGCCCUGGUAACAUCGAUGAACAGUACUGCAACGCCGAAUGCGGUAUCGCUCCCAUUGCGCCCAAUCUGCAACCCACCCGCAUUGUCGGUGGACAGGAAGCUACUCCCCAUUCGUGGCCCUGGCAGGUGGCUUUCCUCACCUCCAGUGGAUCGCAGUUCUGCGGUGGCUCUGUGAUCAGCAACCGCUGGGUGAUGACCGCUGCUCACUGCUGUGCCGGACGCAGCCCAUCCAACUCCAAAGUCCUGUUGGGUGGUCAUCGCUACUCCAACCCCGAAGAGGGCUCCAAGGUGCACGCUCUGCGCCGCAUCGUUAUGCACCCCACCUACGGCAGUCGCCCGGCUACCCGCUACGACUUCUGCUUACUCGAACUGGAAGAGCCUGCACAAUUCAGCCGCACCAUCGUCCCCGUCUGCCUGCCCACCGCCGCCGAUGGUGCUCCCGGCAGCAAAUGCUACGUCACCGGCUGGGGUAACACCGGCAAACGCACCGCUCUGGGCUUCGGCGAAUACCUUCGUCUGAUCGAAGCCGCCGAUGCCGGCAAACUGCCCAAGGAUGUGGCCAACAUGCUGCGCGGUACCUCCGUCAUCCACCAGGUGGACGUUAACAUCAGCGAACAGUCCUACUGCAACACCCAGUACGGUGGUGUCAUCGAUGACAGCAUGGUCUGCGCUGCUGCUCCCGGCAAAGACACGUGCCAGGGUGACAGUGGUGGCCCAUUGGUCUGCGACCGCGCUGAUGGCCAGCCUGGAUUCGUCCUGGUCGGUGUAACCUCGUGGGGCCGUGGCUGCGCUCAGGCUGGUUACCCUGGCGUCUACGGUCGCACUGCUCACGUACUCGACUGGAUCACCGAAACCAUGUACUCCAAAUAAAUCACUAAAUUUACGCUUCUCCAGCUUUCACGCACUGCUUUUUACCGGUUUUAAUUAAUUGGUCUGGGUACAGGAGAUUUUUAUGCAAAAUGUUGUUUUUGCGAAACACACAGGUUGCCACUAAUUAUGCAUGAGCAACUAUCAAAAAUGCAAAAACGAAGCAAAAGAUCGAAAUAAAAGUGGCAAAUACUAAA